Messenger RNA from Plutella xylostella (diamondback moth), 2097 nucleotides. RefSeq lists its product as uncharacterized. Gene Ontology annotation, molecular function: DNA-binding transcription factor activity, RNA polymerase II-specific; sequence-specific double-stranded DNA binding. Gene Ontology annotation, biological process: regulation of transcription by RNA polymerase II. The record is from RefSeq and is a predicted model, not a curated record. NCBI's taxonomy places the organism in Eukaryota, Metazoa, Arthropoda, Insecta, Lepidoptera, Plutellidae. Gene Ontology annotation, cellular component: nucleus.
ACCGGGUUUUCCGCGAUUUUCCGCAAAAACGGCUCCAACCCCAACAGACCGGUCUAAUCAGAAUUCUGCAUUUGAAUUUUUGCAUUUUUCGCACAAGUGUUUUUUUUGGCAAACUUUUUUCAAAUUUACAAAACCAGUGGUUGUAAACUAAUAAACUUUCCAAUAAGAAUACUACCAUUAACUUCAGUGUCACCUCAUCACCACCUUCAAGAUUCGCAAUGCAAAAAUAAGGCUUAGUCCACACGGAGCGGUCGAGCCGCGAUGCAAGCAAUGAGCGCCAGCCAGAGCGCUCCGCGGGCGCCGCAGCGGUCCCCAUUCGCCAUCCAAGAACUACUUGGCUUAUCAGACAACAGAGAAAGCAGGGAGCGCUACUUCGAGAGGGACAAUGAUAGAGUUUUAAACCUUUCGGAGAGCCGGGACGGGCCGCGCACGGCGUACACGCCACAGUUCCAGCUGCCAGCGUCGAUGGCCAGCCGAGUGGCGUACGCGGCGGCGUUCAACGCGCAGGCGGCCGUGGCGGCGGCGUUCCUGCCCGCGCCGCCGCUGCUGCACCCGCCGCCCGGUUUCCCGCAAAUAAAGUCUCCUUACAGUCCCACGUCGCAGCCGCAUCUAACAGCGGUACAGCGGUUUUAUUCAGAUUUCUACCAGAGGCACAACGAAAUCGGUGACAAAGGAGUGUCGCCACUAGAAGCAGCUAAGGACUUCACCGUCGACGGACUAACAGGUUACAACGGAAAGAAGAAGAAAAAGAAACGCCGACACAGCCGGACGAUAUUCACCUCGUACCAACUAGACGAGCUAGAGAAGGCUUUCAAGGACGCGCACUACCCCGACGUGUACGCCAGGGAGAUGCUCUCACUCAAGACUGACCUUCCUGAAGACAGGAUACAGGUGUGGUUCCAAAACCGCAGGGCGAAAUGGCGAAAGACAGAGAAAUGUUGGGGGCGAAGCACCAUCAUGGCGGAGUAUGGGCUGUACGGGGCCAUGGUGAGACACUCGUUGCCGCUUCCGGAGACUAUAUUGAAGAGUGCGAAGGAAAACGACCAGGUCGCACCCUGGUUAUUAGGCAUGCACCGCAAGUCCAUCGAGGCGGCCGCGCACCUCAAGGAGUCGGGGUCGGAGCGCGAGGGCUCGGAGGCGGAGCAGGAGCCCGCCCGGGAUGGCGCCGCUAGUCCGCCGCACCAGCCUGAUGCGGCACACGAUCAUCAGACACAAAGCUCGCCCGCCUCCUCAGCCACGUCCUCCUCACACAAGCAGCCUCGCUCGCCCGACCCGGAGCCCUACGAGGACCCCGAAGCCUUCCGCAACAACAGCAUCGCGUGCCUCCGGGCCAAGGCGCAGGAGCACCAGGCUAGGCUGCUGAGCAGCAACUUGUUGUUGCAGGUGCGAGGCUUAUCAAGAGGUGCCCACGGCGUGCCCAGCAACGCUCCGAGUGCAGCCGGCGACGACGACGGCCCUCUAGACAUAGACGUAGGAACAGAGGCACCUCCGCUAGACCCGUCUCACCCGCACCCCAACCACCACUACUGACGCGAGGCGACCGCGCUCGACGACGGUCGCGCCACGACUGAAGCCGAAGCGUUCAAACACCACAGACAAUUCUAAAAGCUCGGAGCUCAUUGGUUUAAACAACACAGACAAUUUUAGAAGCUCGUCGCUCAUUGGUUGGUAAAUGGGACGCGAUGAUUGGUCAGAUCUGACUUGAUUGUGUUCGAACUGUUACAUUUGAAUUCGUUUGGUACUUACGUGUAAUUAUGUAAAUUGUAGAGCGUACUUAUUUAAAACUACUUUUGUUCGUGCAAUACUUUUAGUUGUUUAAGUAUUUAUAUGCGUAGCCUGUUGUGUUAGCGUAUUGUAACUGUAUAUAAGUUUCCUCGUAGAUACAUAGUUUGUUGUAUGACAAUGUUAGAUGAUCUUCAAAGGUUCUGUGUUUCUUGUAGAAUGCUACAAGAUCAAAUUAAUUGAAGAUAUCUAAGAAUACUAAGUGGUCUAAGUUAUUUCGAGCCUAAGGUAUAUAUUUAUUGUAUUGGUACUUAUACUAAAGUUAACUUAGAUAAAAUGUGUACAUAAAAACUAUUUGUAGGAUGUUAAAGAAAC